Molecule: messenger RNA, 813 nt
Organism: Salmo salar (Atlantic salmon)
Lineage: Eukaryota; Metazoa; Chordata; Actinopteri; Salmoniformes; Salmonidae
Source: RefSeq, a predicted model, not a curated record
AUGUCUGGAUCCAUGUCUUACAGUGUGAGAGCCGGCCUGGUUAGGUCCUAUUCUAUAGAGAGCAACUGUUGUUGUGCUUUAAAGGACAUCGAGGGCUCCGUCCAAUCCGUACAGCGUCCCUACACAACCCCCCACACCCCCUCUAAUGUCAGUCCCUACACAACCCCCACACCCCCUCUAAUGUCAGUCCCUACACAACGCCCCACACCCCCUCUAAUGACAGCCCCUACACAACCCCCCCACACCCCCUCUAAUGUCAGUCCCUACACAACGCCCCACACCCCCUCUAAUGUCAGUCCCUACACAACCCCCCUCACCCCCUCUAAUGUCAGUCCCUACACAACCCCCCACACCCCCUCUAAUGUCAGUCCGUACACAACGCCCCACACCCCCUCUAAUGUCAGUCCCUACACAACCCCCCACACCCCCUCUAAUGUCAGUCGGUACACAACGCCCCACACCCCCUCUAAUGUCAGUCCCUACACAACGCCCCACACCCCCUCUAAUGUCAGUCCGUACACAACGCCCCACACCCCCUCUAAUGUCAGUCCGUACACAACCCCCCACACCCCCUCUAAUGUCAGUCCCUACACAACCCCCCACACCCCCUCUAAUGUCAGUCCCUACACAACACCCCACACCCCCUCUAAUGUCAGUCCGUACACAACACCCCACACCCCCUCUAAUGUCAGUCCGUACACAACGCCCCACACCCCCUCUAAUGUCAGUCCGUACACAACCCCCCACACCCCCUCUAAUACUGGCAGACAGAUGGACAUAUCCUUGAGGCUGCGGAGCCGGCCUCCCAAAUAG